Messenger RNA from Drosophila ficusphila, 3375 nucleotides. RefSeq names its product fibrillin-1 (gene eater). The transcript has 4 exons. The record is from RefSeq and is a predicted model, not a curated record. Lineage: Eukaryota; Metazoa; Arthropoda; Insecta; Diptera; Drosophilidae. The coding region runs from base 1 to 3237 and encodes 1078 amino acids.
AUGUGGAUUUCGAAACUUAUAAUUUUUUCUGUAUUCGUCGCCUUCGUAGCGGCUCAGAAAUGUAAUAUAACGAGGACUAGAAGAGUUAAUGGAAAACGUGUGAAAAUCACAACGUUGGAGUGCUGCAAAGACUAUAGAAAACUUGCAACCCCUGAUUUAAGAUGCGUUCCUAUUUGUAAAACCGCUUGCGGAAGCGGCAGAUGUACAAAACCAAAUGUGUGCACUUGCAACAAGAACUAUGUGAACCUUAACAAUGUUAAAUCUAAUCGUUGUGUGCCAUACUGCAAGGGCUGCAGUCGAGGAUCAUGCCUGUCUCCAGGACGCUGUGUCUGUACCAGCGGCCAUCUGCAGGAUCCAAAAACCGGCGACUGUGUUCCCCAGUGUCGCAGUGGUUGCCCCAAUGGCGUUUGCAAAGCGCCAGACCAAUGCAGCUGCAAUCAAGGAUACUCGCUGAAUGCCACCGACCAGGUGUGCCUGCCUAUCUGUAAGGAAAACUGCAGGCGGGAAAACGGCUUCUGCGCGGCACCCGAUCGCUGCGAGUGCAAUCCGGGCUAUGUGCCAAAACCAAAUUCAAAUAAGUUCGCUUGCCAGCCGGUCUGCAAAAAUGGUUGCCAGAACGGUGUGUGCCGAGCGCCCGAUGUCUGUGAAUGCAAUAAAUUAUUCCGGAAAGACGCCGAUAAGAAUUGUGUUCCCAUCUGCGAAGACGAAUGCGUGAACGGAAAGUGUACGGCUCCGGAUGUCUGUCAAUGUUUGCCUAAAUAUACUAAAGUCGGCCGAAAUGUCUGUCUGCCGGUUUGUUCAAAAGGCUGUAUAAACGCAGACUGCACGGCGCCGGAGGAGUGCACUUGCCACCCAGGAUACAUCAAACGAGAAGGCGUCUGCUCUCCGGUGUGCGAAGAUGGUUGCGAGAACGGAUCCUGCUUGGCGCCCGGCAAGUGUUCCUGCAAUGACGGAUAUGAGAAGAAUAGUGGAAACAAGUGUGUUCCAGCUUGCAAAAAUGGAUGUGAGAACGGAUUCUGCGCUUCGCCCAACAAAUGUUCCUGCAAUGAAGGAUAUGAGAUGAGUAGUGGGAACAAGUGUGUUCCAGUUUGCAAAGAUACAUGUGAAAACGGCUUUUGUAUGUCUCCCAAUAAAUGCUCCUGUAAUGCUGGAUACGAGAUGAAUAGUGGGCACAAGUGUGUUCCAGUUUGCAAAAAUGGAUGUGAGAAUGGAUUCUGUGUUUCGCCCAACAAAUGUUCCUGCAAUGAAGGAUAUGAGAUGAGUAGUGGGAACAAGUGUGCUCCAGUUUGCAAAAAUGGAUGUGAGAACGGAUUCUGUGUUUCGCCCAACAAAUGUUCAUGCAAUGAAGGAUAUGAUAAGAGUAGUGGGAACAAGUGUGUUCCAGUUUGCGAAGAUGGAUGUGAGAACGGAUUCUGUGUUUCACCCAAUAAGUGUUCCUGCAAUGGAGGAUAUGAGAUGAGCAGUGGGAACCAGUGUAUUCCAGUUUGCGAAGAUGGGUGUGAGAACGGAUUCUGUGUUUCACCCAAUAAGUGUUCCUGCAAUGAAGGAUAUGAGAUGAGUAAUGUGAACAAGUGUGUUCCAGUUUGCAAAGAUGGGUGUGAGAACGGAUUCUGUGUUUCGCCCAAUAAGUGUUCCUGCAAUGAAGGAUAUAGAAUGAGUAGUGGGAACAAGUGUGUUCCACUUUGCAAAGAUGGGUGUGAGAACGGAUUCUGUGUUUCACCCAAUAAAUGCUCCUGCAAAGAUGGAUAUAGAAUGAGUAGUGGGAACAAAUGUGUUCCAGUUUGCAAAGAUGGAUGUGAGAACGGACUCUGUGUUUCGCCCAACAAAUGUUCCUGCAAUGAUGGAUAUGAGAUGAGUCGUGGGAACAAGUGUAUUCCAGUUUGCAAAAAUGGGUGUGAGAACGGAUUCUGUGUUUCGCCCAAUAAGUGUUCCUGCAAUGGAGGAUAUGAGAUGAGCAGCGGGAACAAGUGUAUUCCAGUUUGUAAAGAUGGAUGUGAGAACGGAUUCUGUGUUUUACCCAAUAAGUGUUCCUGCAAUGAAGGAUAUGAAAUGAGCAUUGGGAACAAGUGUAUUCCAGUUUGCAAAGAUGGAUGUGAGAACGGAUUCUGUGUUUCGCCCAAUAAGUGUUCCUGCAAUGAAGGAUAUGAGAUGAGCAGUGGGAACAAGUGUAUUCCAGUUUGCAAAGAUGGAUGUGAGAACGGAUUCUGUCUUUUACCCAAUAAGUGUUCCUGCAAUGAAGGAUAUGAAAUGAGCAUUGGGAACAAGUGUAUACCAGUUUGCAAAGAUGGAUGCGAGAAUGGAUUCUGUGUCUCACCCAAUAAGUGUUCCUGCAAUGGAGGAUAUGAGAUGAGCAGUGGGAACAAGUGUGUUCCAGUUUGCAAAAAUGGGUGUGAGAACGGAUUCUGUGUUUCGCCCAAUAAGUGUUCCUGCAAUGAAGGAUAUGAGAUGAGUACUGGGAACAAGUGUGUUCCAGUUUGCAAAGAUGGAUGUGAGAACGGAUUCUGUGUUUCGCCCAAUAAGUGUUCCUGCAAUGAAGGAUAUGAGAUGAGCAGUGGGAACAAGUGUAUUCCAGUUUGCAAAGAUGGAUGUGAGAACGGAUUCUGUGUUUCACCCAAUAAGUGUUCCUGCAAUGAAGGAUAUGAAAUGAGUACUGGGAACAAAUGUGUUCCAGUUUGCAAAGAUGGAUGCGAGAAUGGAUUCUGUGUUUCACCCAAUAAGUGUUCCUGCAAUGAAGGAUAUGAGAUGAGCAAUUUUAUUUUCGAUGUGCGAACUGGAAAUUGUGUGCUGAAGAAGAAAAUGGUUCUCGACACGGAUUGCGACCAGUCCUGCUGGAAUGGAACCUGCUCGGAAGGAAUAUGUACGUGUGCGGACAACUACAAACUGCACCGUAAUGAAGGGGAUCACAGGCUAUUCUGUCUUCCAAUUUGCGAGCCCGAAUGCAUCAAUGGAUUUUGUGAGGCGCCUGGGACGUGUGCCUGUUUCGAUGGCGAAAGUCCAGACAAUGGUUAUGAUUGCCAAUCUUUAAAUUCGUCCGAAGCACUGAUUUUAAGGCGCAACAAAAUCAAGCACCUUAAGUGGCUUUUUAUUACAAUUGGUUUGUUGGCUGUCAUCUUGGCUAUUGUGAUUGUUAUGCUAAUGAUGCAUAUUUUUAAGAAACACAAUUAUCGAGUGGAUGAAAAAGAAAAAAAAUUUGGAGUCUAUUUCUCUGCAAACAAGGUGGAUAUAAUUCGACCCUGAUCUUCAACUGCGAAUCAGCACACUUCUCAUUUUACUAAAAGCUUGAAAUUAAAUUAAUAUUCAAGAGUUAAGGGUAUUGACUAAAAUUUUGCUAAGCCAAUUUAUUAUCACUACAAAUAUACAUAAAACUUAAAGAAA